Molecule: messenger RNA, 1959 nt
Organism: Cucurbita maxima (winter squash)
Lineage: Eukaryota; Viridiplantae; Streptophyta; Magnoliopsida; Cucurbitales; Cucurbitaceae
Exons: 3
Coding region: 94-1368 (424 amino acids)
Source: RefSeq, a predicted model, not a curated record
AAGCGCAAGCGAAAGGGCGACCGAUCAAACAGCGCCAUAUUAAGGGUGGGAAGUGUGAACCAAUCGCUUUCUUCGCCGUACGAAUCAGAUGCAAUGUCAUGGUUGGCUCUCUCCAUUGCUAACACCCUUCGCCUUGACGACGAAGAAGAUGAGCAGCACAACGACGUCGUAUCUUCUUCUUCUUCCACCAUUACCCGCAACCAGAUGGAAUCCCAAUCCCAAUCCCAAUCCCAAUCCCAACCCCAACUCGACGACGAAGCAUUAUCUCGCCGCGUCAAAGAGGACUUGACUGAAUUCAAACAAACCCUAACCCGCCAAUUUUGGGGCGUGGCCACUUUCCUUGCUCCUCCUCCGCCUCCGCCGGAACCGGGGCCGACUCAUCAUCUCAACCCGGCAGAGGAUCUGGCUGCCCCUCCCGAUUGGAAGUCGUUCGAGGCGUCUAAUCAGUCUGAUCCAUCGAUCUCCGGGGACGAAGAGGACCUGACUGAUUCGAUUGAGGUUUUGAAUAUGCGUUCCAAUCAUGACGCCUAUGCGAAAUCGGGGAUUUUACAGGAGGAAUGCUAUGAGGUGGAUUGGGAAGGCGCUGUUGGGAUCACUGAUGAAGUGCUGACGUUUGCCACGAACAUUGCAAUGCACCCUGAGACUUGGAUUGAUUUCCCAAUUGACGAGGAGGAGGACAACGGUGAUUUUGAAAUGUCUGAUGCCCAAAAAGAGCAUGCUUUCACUAUUGAACAUCUUGCUCCUAGAUUGGCUGCUCUCAGAUUUGAGCUCUGUCCUUGCCAUAUGAGUGAGAGUUACUUUUGGAAAGUCUACUUUGUGCUCCUGCAUUCAAGACUCAAUAAACAGGAUGCUGAGGCUUUAUCUACUCCACAGGUAGCAGAAGCCAGAUCAAUCUGGAUGCAGGAAUUACAAAAGAAGACCAAGCCAGAGACUUUCUGGUGUGGAAGAGACACUUUUGAAUUAAAAGACAGCUCUGAUUUGUUGCAGGAAGAUGAUAGCUCCCUGGGCCUUGAAACUCAUUCUGUAUCUACGCUACCUUGGACAUUUACAUCUGAGCCAAGCAUGUCGUCUAUGUCGAGCAAUUGUGAGACAGAAAAAUACCAAAUAGAGACUUCUGAAACACAAUUCAUUGAUAAGUCCGUCAUCGUUGAAAAACCUAUAAUUAAAGAUGAGGAUAAAAACUCGACGAUUGGGUCUUCUUCAAAAUUCCUUGUUCAGAACUACAACGACGAGUCAGAUAAUGAUUGGCUAGAGGAAGACUCUGGGGCCAUCCUCCCUCUCGGGUACGACGAAGAUAUUUCUUUCAGUGAUCUCGAGGAUGAUGAUAUGGUUCUGCCUGCUAAAUUCAAGAUUGUUUCAAAAGAAUAAGGAAGUUAGACAAAAGAAUUCAAGGCGAUGCUUCCAAUUGUGUAUGCUUUGCCGAUGAGGCUAAAUGAAUUACAAAGUCAGUCUGACAAGAUUGAUGGGGCUGCAGUUACCGAUCUUUAUGAAACCAUCUGAAAUUGCUUUUAGUUGAUGGGGGUUGGUGGGUGCAUUUGUAAAUGAAUGAGAGAAUGAUUAUUCCAGUUUGGAAGAGUGACAAUGUGUUUCUGUUUGGUUUUUUGUUUGGGAACUGUGUAAAGAAUGUAUCAGUAAAUAGACAAAAGGGGAAAAGAUAUAGAUUCUUUUUGUUCCAUGCCCAACGAUGAUUGUCCUCAUCCCUUUGUUGGUCUGUCAGGAGUGGAGAUUCAUUCAUCGGUGGCUGUCUGACAGAAGAAAGCGCUAAAAACAGCCGAAGGAGCCACCGAAUUGAGGCAGUUGAGAAGAGGAUUCUGUUGGAUGGAAGUUACCCAUCAUCUCAUUGGUAUCUACAGAACCACCAUAAUGGACCAUUCUUUCUAUUUGAUUGCUGUACUUUUUUACCUUUCUACUCCUUAAAGAUAAGAUAUAUAGCAUAUAGCUCUAGUUAUCAUACUCACA